AAAUAAGGCAAAUAAAGACAAGAUCGCCUGGCGCUGGGCGCUUUGAUUUGGCGCUUUACGUGUUAGGCUUAGCGGGAGGAGUGGCAGUGAAGCGCAGCGAGUGACAGUGGCAGUGGCAAAAAGAGGGCGACGAAGCCUACGCAAUCCCCUCCACACAAACCUUUUGGCUGCCUCUGUCGCUGCAAAAAGGGGCAUUUUUUGUGUUUUUAUUCUCCUAGAUUUCUUCUCAAACCUUAUUUCUUUACAGCUAGAAAAUUUUAGCUUCCUUUUUGCUGGUCGCAGCGACAUCUCUAACUAGCUUCUUCUCUACGGCUGCCUCUCACCCCGCCUGUUUGUCACCAGCCAACUACACCGACACCUAGAGCACCAAAGAUGCCCAACCACAUUAUCCUCGCCUCGGGGGCCGUCGUGGCCGUCUCGGUCGUCGUGGCCACCGCCAUUGCCAUUUACGAGAACCCCGAUCUACGACGGUACAGCGAGGACGGCUUCCUCGAAACGAGACGGGGUGCGGGCGCUGAGCCGGGCGUAGAUGCCGACGAAGACUCUCGCCGCAGACAGCGUGAGGAGCUCAUGUACUGGAACUCCAUGCUGCUUAAGAAGCAGCAGGACGAGAAGGAGGCCGAAAGGCAGGGCGAGAAAAUGGUGCAACGGCCAAGAGGCACGUCUUUUGACGACUUUAUGAAGCCUGCCCCCAAUUCUGAAGAGGGUGGUGCCUAUGUCAUUCACUCGGGAGCCCAAGUUCAUGAUACCACUGGCGGAUUGAGGAACCGAACCGAGGGAAUGCGUGGAUUCGCGGCCGCGUCUGCAUUUGCGAACCCGUUUGCUGAUGAGUUUACUAUUGGAAGCGACUAUGAAACGGAAGCAAAGCCAUCGAUGCACCCUAGCACAAAGGCUCCGUCGGAUAUCUACAGCGCUACCACCAAGGAUGAUGUUGCGGAGGUGGCAAGCGUCGCGCCGUCCUCGAAUUUGAUUGAGUUUGACGAGCCUCGAUCACUGGAUGAAAUUAUGAUUGCCGGUCAGGAAGGACAGGAGGAUGCGUACUCUUCCAUUCAGGCCUGGGCACGCGAGUCGAGCCGCAACUUUUACUCGCCGCUACCUGAGACGCCGCAGGUAGCCCGCUCUGAGGCUACAGAGGAGGAAGAGGACAGCUCUGACGAGGAAGACGGACAGUUGACGCCUACUGAUUCUGUUUCAGUCAUUGGGUCCCAGAUUUCACGGCCAUCAGAGACACUCGAUGUUCUCAGUGAGAGCUCCGGCAUGAUGACACCCGCCAGCUGGUCCGAGGUUGGCAGUGUCAUCAGCGAAAGCGAGGCCAACGGGCCUAUCCAUUCCUAAAUGUACAUUUUUGGACUGUUGACUACGCAUUUUCUCCUUUGGCGUUGUUUUGUACUAUGGCGUUUUGAUACCGUUUCUCAACUACCACGCUGAUACUAUACAUCCUUUUGGUGGUGGUAUUGUUGUUGUUGUUGUUGUUGUUGUUGCAAUACAUGGUGUACUG
This is a messenger RNA of [Torrubiella] hemipterigena, 1498 nucleotides long. The record is from the annotation of a GenBank genome assembly. Lineage: Eukaryota; Fungi; Ascomycota; Sordariomycetes; Hypocreales; Clavicipitaceae.